CGAUAUCGGUAAAUGGCAAAAAUCUCUUUAUCCUAAACAACGAGACUCCGAAGAGACCUCUGGGAUCCGAUAUAUCUGAUAUAUCUGGUUGAUGUACCAACGAUACGAAACGUCAUAGAAAAGGAACGAACAAGUAGAAUCUGUGUCUCCAAGAUUAUUACCACCUCGUCACGAAGAGCUUUUUCAUUUUCAACUUCUCCCCGAUUGGAAUUUUCCCUCCUUUCCUGUUGGCGAUCACGAGGAAAGUGCAAACUCCGUAAUAAAGUUGUGAUUCACACGGAGUUGUGAACGAGGAACGGAAAAUCGAUCGAGCCAGAAAUAUAAUAUUGUAUUUGUAACGCGAUAAUAAAAGCCGCGUAGUGAUACGUUUAAUAUCGGAGUCCUUACGUCCAACAGGGUCGUUACAACCGGUCGUUACCACGAUUUCUCGUAGCGACUUAGCGUAAAACGAUCGCCGUUAACCAAGCACGAUCGUAAUUAAAGCCGACAAGUCGUCGUAUUUGCUUUGCAUUAGCGCUGAGCAUCUCUAGAGAUCGAGGGUAGACAAACGUUACCGAUUUACCCGAUUUAAUAAAUUGUACGGAGGUCUACCGUUAAUGUAAUGUAUAACGAGGAUAAUCGGGUUUUGUAAUCGCGUAGUCGAGGGAAUGAAUCGGGUUUUUAAAGGAUCCCUCCCCUUUUUUUACGCGCGCACAAUCAGUAGAGAAGGGGGAAGGGAGAGAGAGAGAGAGAGAGAUGGAAAGGCAAGCGGGUAAAUAAUAAUCGUUAACAAGUAUCGUUUUAUUAUCAAGAGAAACGCGGACAAGUUUACGACGAGUGGUUAUUUAGUUGUGUAAACAAUUACUUUGUAAAGAGGUGGUUGGUUAAAUAUAUAUAUAUAUGUAUAUGUAUGUAUAUUAUAAGUUAAAUCCACAAAUAGUGAAAUUAUAGGAUUUUACGAAGGAUAUUUUAAACUCGUCGAUUGUAGUUAAUAUUUUCCCUAGUAGUAGCUUCUGGGUAUAUUAGUGGAUUUGUUUUCCCAGAAAUAUCGUUCCAAUGUUUUAUCGAUGUAUCAACUACUUUAAAGUCGGAAAUUACACGUUUAUCGUUAUCAUCUGUGUAAUCAGCGAUCAUCAACAUUACACACACGCACGUAUAUAACGUUUAACCGAUGAUUUUACACUUGAAAGCUUUAGAUAAUAUCGAAAUGUUUAAUAUUAAAUCGAGUAAAACGAAUAGUUCUACUUAAAACGGUAAAAGAUUAUCACUAAGAUUUAUUCCCUUCCCUUAUAAAAAUGUAUAUAAUAUUUCGAGCAGAACCUCCGAAACCAAACCAUCACAAAACGGAGUCGAAUGUCAAGGUUAAAAAUUCAAGUUCAUCGGAAUCCGUCACUUCAUCGAGUUCGCGUCGCGAUAUUUCUCAUAGCAGCAAUCCAGAAAAAUCCAGUACUAAGAACAGCAAAGAACGCUCGUCUAAUACCAAGAAUUUAAUGGAUCUUAAUAAAAGUAGCAGCACUCCCAGAAAAUCGGAAAAUACCAAAAAUGUUAAGAAUAAGGAUAAUAAAACGCACGUCAAAACUAUUAAACCAAAUAUUACUAUGACUUUGAGUUCCCCUCCAAGCAAUCCUUCGUACGAAACAAAAAGUAAUGCAAGCAAUUUAAUUCAAAAUCCUAAAAUCGUGAAAUUGGGAACAUUGGAUGAACAGAAGAUUGACCAAAGUAUUUACUCGAUGAGAAACAACGAUUUGUUAUGUACGUGAUUAUUAAGUAUAUAUUGUAACAAAAAUUGUGUCUUAGUUAUUUAAUUAUAUAUAUAUAUAUUUUGUUGCUUACUUCAGCGAUUAAGAAAGAAGAGAUCGAACAAAUCUACGAGCAGAAAAAUUAUGCUUAUCUUCGAGCGGAAGACAUGAAAAAUUUUCGACUGAUUACCAGAUCAAGAUCCGACACGAUAGAAUCAAAUAUUCUUACCGAAAAUCCACCAAAAUCUGAAUUAAAAGAUAAACAAGAUAAACAAGAUAAUCCAGAUAUGUCAAAUAAACCAGAUAAAUCGGAUAAACCAGAUAAACAAGAUAAACAAGAUAAAAAAGAUAAAACAUAAAAUAUCGCAUAAUUUAUUAAUUUUCUUAUUUACGUGGAUAUAAAUUAUUUACAACGGACUUGAAUAUAUGAACAAUAAAAACCGUAAUUAAACUUAAAAUUGUAUUUGAAAUAUUUUCAGAAAUUAUUUAAUAUCGAAUUAACUAUCAUUGUUAAUAGUGCAUAAGUUGGCAUCACUGUUUCGCAGUUCCCAGUUCACUUCAAUUCAAAAUUCAGUUCGUUUCUAAACGAAGUCCAACGUGGUUAUAUUGAUUCCAUUUCGUAUAUUUUCCGGUAUUACAAUUAAUUAACAUUAAUCCGGUCAACUAACACACGAUGGCACAAAAUCUAUAAACUUACUCAAUCUUUGUAAAUCGUUCAGUUUCCGGACUCGUCUCGUAUCGUCAAAAGUUCAUAAGAUUUUGUUAAACGAUUCCCACGUUAAGUUUUCGUUACGAGCCAUACGUAUAACUUAUCGUUCCCGAAACGAGGAACGCGGAAUUCUAACUGACUCGGUGGAACGUGUGGUAUAGUGAAGCGCAAAGCACGAGUUCCAAUAUUCCGUCAAAUUUUGAUCAAGAUCAGUGCAUGGAUAGUCUAAAUUUCUCCAUCGUUCCCGAUCAAUCUAGACGAUGCCCGACGACUUUAAAUCGCACAGUUCAGAAUGUUCCCCGAGAAGACUGGCAAAGAAGAUCGAGAGCUGCAUCUACAGAAACGCGUUGGACGAGGAGCAGCGUGCCCAGAAAGCCCUCUACCUAUUGCAAGCGCGGGACCGUCGAAUCGCGUUGCUCGAGAAACGCGUAGCCGAGUUGGAGGACGCGGCCACGAAUCUUCACGAGCUGACCCUUCGAAACUCGUCGAGGGGCUCGACCCUCGACUCGACCAGCGAGAAGGUGAGGAGCUACAACGAGGCCUCGUGCAAGAGCGAGUGCGACUUCGAGGACGUUAAUUCGACGGGGCGGGGCGGAAACGUGGCGAGAGGACCGCGAGAGGACCGCGAGUCGGCGGCGAACGGGCGUGUCUCGGUCCCCUGCCUGGACCUCUCCAAAUCGUCCGAGUCGGCGUCCGACAUAUUCUCGACCGCCAUCGAUUUCGUGAUGGAGAAGAGCAAGUGUUUCCCCUCGAACACCUCGUUCUCCGUGGAGGAAGAGGCGACGGAGCGGGAGGAGUUCAACGAGGGGGAAAAUCUGGGCAACUCGAAAAGCGAGGUGAAGAUCGCGGGCAGCAGCAGCAACGUGGGGAGCUCGAGGAAGGAAGAUUCGGGGGGCGUAGGUGGGAAUAGGAGCGAGUUCGAGAAUAAGAACAAGGAUUGCGUGGGUAUGGGGGGGAGGAGCGAGGAGAAGGUUCGGGGCAACAAGUAUCAGAGAUCAAAUUUUCCAAGGUUAACGUCGAGCGUGCCUUGGAUACGGGCGAAGCACAGUUUCCGCAAGAAGCUGCGAGGCUACGAGCUGAAAACCGGGAAACGGAUCAAGGAUGUGUCUUACGGGGACGGCCAUCUCGCUUUCGCCGCGUUUCAGACGAGCGAGAAUACUUCGACGGAUCGACGACAGGGGGAGGGCGAAAUAGUCGACAUUAGCAAGAAGAACGAGAGGAAUACGAUGAAUCGGGAGCAAGAUGCCUCUUUGUUGCUCGCUGGCGCGCAAGAAACGCGGUCCAUCGCAGAUAAAAAAAUCGAUAUGGAAAGAAAAACAAUUUGUACACAAACGUCUAUGGAAGCUAUCCAAUUUAACGAGAAAAAUCAGGAUAACAAAGUAGAGAGUGAUACGAAUCAAUUUUCUCCGUGCAUUUAUUUGAAACAAAAAAAAUCGUCGGCAUUUUGGUAUAUCGAUGAAGAUCCUGCUCCCCAAUGGCUAAUCGAGGAAGCCCUCGCUAGUGGGACUGAGCAGACAAAGGAAAAAAUAUCGUCGAACAAGGAAACUGAAUACAAAACAAUCAUAGCAGAACUUGAGGUAAAACUCAGCAGAACUAGAGAAGAGCUUGAAGAAGCUUUAAAAGCAAAAUCUGCUGUAAAGGAAAAAUAUAAGAAAUCCUUAGAAAAUGUAAAGGCAGAAGCUCGAAAAGAAAACGAAAUAUUGCAAGAAAGAAUUGUGCGUAUUUGUACUUCUGUUUUGGAAAAUUUCGGUCCUUACUCCAUGGAUCGUAGAAGAUGCAAUAGUUUUCAAACUAAACCUUGUAGAAAAUUAAAAUAUCAAAAGAAAAUUAUGAAUAAAUUACACAAAAAGUUACGGAUGGCAGUGACGAAAUCAAACAAAUUGAAACAAGAAUUGGCAAUGACCCGAAAAAUGUUGAAAGACAAAUCGGAAGAACACGAUUCCAUGAGCAAAUGCUUCGAUCAGCUGAAGGAAGAAAUGGAAGCCGCCGAAACGAAUUUGAACGAAUUGAUAAGCGAGAACGUUUCCUUGAGAAAGAAGAUCGAUGAAACACGAGAGUGGUUGCAGCAAACUUCGGGAAAGGAAUAUAAUAUGAUUCGAGACACGAAGAACAGAGAAAUGGUUAAUUUGAAAAAAAAAGUUGAAGAAGAUUCUGCAACGAUUAUUCAACUUAAACAAAAAUUAGUACGAUCGGACUCGGCAAAUGCCAACAAGGGAUUUUUACUGAACAGUUACAAAAGUCAAUUGAAAGACUUAACUAAAGAAAACAAUCAACUGACAUCUAAAAUUAACAGUUUGGAGAACGAGAUCAGUAAUAUUCGAAGCACUAAUUCACAGUUGAGAGCAAAAAUUUCAGUUUUAAAUGUUGAAAAAGAUAAGUUACUUUCAGACAAGGAAAAAUCGAAAACAGAUAUAAAGGAAAAGAUGGAAACAAAAUGUUCCAAAAAAUGUGAAGAAACGAUUCAACAAGAAAUUGAAAUUAUUAGAACUAAAUAUGAGGAAAUUAUUAAGACUUUAAAAACGAAAAUAUCGAUUACUCAAAAUGAAAAUAUCGAAUACUUAAAUGCCAUUAAGGAAUUUUUGAAGAAACUUUAUUAUGAGUAUCAAGCAGAUCAUAAAUCGCACAAAAGCUCAAAUGAAAGUGAAGCAAGUGAAAGAGAAGCUCAAGAAACUGCCUGUAAUAUUUUGAAUAUGACUCCAGAUGAAUUAUCUGGUUUCAUUAAUGGAAAAACUCAAAAUUCGAUUAAUUCAUGGAUUGUUGAAUUAAAUCGAAUAACGAAAACAGAUCAUUUUUCUAAAGAUUUAUCGAAGUUUUUAUUGAAAAAAGCAGUAAAGAAAAUAAAGACAUGAAGAAAAUCAAAGAAAAGUGGGAUUAUAUGGGAUUAUAUGGGAUUAUAUGGGAUUAUAUGUUUUUUUCAAAAUUAUUUUUCUGUAUAUUAAUAAACAAAAUAUGUAAUGCAUUAUUUUCAAUAUUAUUAAAAAAUAAAUAUAGUUCGCCUUUUCUAAAGAUUCAGUCAAUAUAAAAAAUGAUUUAAAAACUAUUAUCAACACUCUAUCUUUACAAAUUUGAUAAUAAAAAUUUAAUGUAAUAAAUUUUUUUAGAAAGAGUUUUGUAAAAAAUAUUAUAUAAAUAGUAUAAUAAAUAUUUUUAGUAAUGAUCCAUAUAAAUAUAAAUUAACUGAAAAUUUGUAAAUCAAUACAUCAUAGAGAUAUUAUUUCAAAAGAUAUUCAUAACUUAUAUAAAUUAUAAAUAUCAAUAUAUAAUAUUAAUGUUAAAUCAAUCAUGAGAUUUAUAAGACGAACAUCUUUCAAUUAUUAUAUUUUUGCAUUAAACUAUAAUAUAAUUAAAUAUUAUACUGCAUAUUAACUUUUUCAUAUAUUCGAUUAAAGUUUAAUAUUAAUAUUCAUUUUUACAAUAAAAUCUAUUCAAUUUUCUACCAAUAGAAAAAAAUAACAGUAUAUCAAAGAGAACAGUAUCCAAAAAUUCUUUUCAAAAUUCAUUAAUUUCUAAGAAAAAAAACUACGUGUUACGUUCAAUUAUCGCUUUGUAAUUCGCUGGAUCCAGUUGCAUCUGGUGCUUUUUGUAACUGCGCAUUCUGGAAUCUAUCAUAUCCAUUAUUUUCUCCAAAAAUCUUUCUUCCAGAGAUUCUCUCGUCAUCUUUUACACUCACUUCCGUUCCAAUUUGCACUGGCCAGGGUAACUUUCCUUCAUUUCUUACUGUAAUCUGAUUCGCCAAUUUUCUAUCAUUAUUUUGAUCAAAUGGAUCGCUAUUUCGAAGAUUUUCUAACGCCAUCUUGCGGCGACUUUCCUCUUCGGGAUAUGGAUAAGGCCUAUCUACAAAGCUCGAUCUCUUUGAAUAAUUAUCAUAACCAUCAUACGCGUGUCUAUAUCGAUAUCUACUAGGAUCUACAUUCCCUGGAAUACGUUUAUAAUUUCCAUCCCUAGAAACUGGUCCUGUCCUAGUUCCAUCAUAUGGUCUAGGGUAAUUUCUCAGAUCUACAGGUUUCCUUACUAUUUCCGGCAAUGUUGCAUAGUAGAUAAUCCUCUUGGGCUUGGGCGUGGGUCUGCUACGACCAUAAAGAUCUAAAUCCUCGUCCCUAUACCGAUCAUAAUAAUAAGAAUAAUCAUUGGGGGGAACUCGCAUAUAAUAAUCUCUUUCCAUUCUAUAUCGAUCAGGAUAAUAAUAAUUAUAUCCACGACGAUAACUUAGAGGUUCAUAAUCUCGUUCCCUGAUGGUGGUACUCCUGUACCAUGGAACAUCAUAAUCAUCGUAGGCUCUAGUGAUAGGCAUAUCUCGAGCUUCUCUAUGUUCAUAACUUCUUCUAUGGUGACUUGUUAUAAAAUCAGCUCGUGGAGUAUGAUAACUCCUUGCACUUGGUAAUUCUUCGUCAUCCAUUGUUUGCUGAAUCAUUUGAUCUAAACUAGAUCUAUGGGGAAACUGUAUGGACAAUGGUUGAGUGGACCAAUCAUCUGGAGAAUUUAAACGUAUCUCUCGAACAUUUUUACUAGUAGAUAUUUGUUCCAUCUUCGUUUCAUUUUCUGUGUCACGACGAAUCCUUGGUACAAUUUUUCUUGUCUCAUCUGCAGUAUUCUUUAAUAAAUCUUUAUUGUCUUUUGGAUCUAAAAUAGUCAUUGCAAUUCCUGCUUUAAAUAUCUUAUCUUCCGCUGCAUCAUUCAUUAGGUUUUGGUUUUCGUAUUGAUCAUAGGAAGAAUCUUCAAAAUUUUUUUCGAAUUGAUUGAAAUACUUUUGGCUGAAUAAAAUGUUUGAUUUUGAUAACGGAAUAAUAUUGGGCUGGAUGGAUUUUGAUUGGUCAAGUUUUAGUUCCUUUUGAGUUGUUUCUGAAGGAUUAAGAUGACCGACACCACUCACGCUGCGAACUUCGAACGCAGAAGAAUCGAGUCGCGGCCAUGAUGGAUGAUUCCAGUAAUCAGUUGUGUAUGGAAGAAUUUGCCAUGCUUUUCCAAUUCCUACUGUACCGAUUUCUGUUAUCAGGAACAAUAGCAGCGAUAUUUGAAACAGAAGUAACAUAUUCGCUUAUCUAAAAAAAAAAUAAUUAUUAUUAUUAUUAUUUAACUACUUUAAUUUGUAUUUGUAAUUUUAAAAAUAUUCUUUUGUACAUUAUUAUUUUCUAUAUAACUUCAAAAAAUGAGAGAAUUAUUCACACGAUGUUAAUUCAAUUCAUAUGACGAAUAUAUAUAUUUGAACUUUCUUUUUUAUAUAAAUUAUAACAAUGUAGAUGUGUAGAUGUGUGUACAAUGUAAAUAAUAUGCGUUCAAAUAUUAAAAAAGAAAAGAAAGAUAAUAAUGAUCCAUCAAUAAUGUUAUUAGUCUAAAUAAAUCAUCAUUCUAAUUUUUCACUGAAAACCAUGAAAACCUAGCGACAGACGUUUAAUGACCGUUCCGUCCGGUAAACUUGCACGGUUAGAUAAAAUCAUGUCCUCAACGUCACUACCGAUUCCCCGUGACAAAUAUAAUUUACCAGUCGUUUCCGUAGCAUUAUACGACGAGUUCCGGACAACAUGUAGAUCCGGUCGCAUGAUUGUUCACUCGACUACAUUUACCAUAGCAUUCUCCCGCGAAAUCGAACUAGAAUUUGACUUGUCAAUAUGUGUGCGCGCGCAACCAUAUAAAGAGUUCAAUGCACGAGCGCCGCCAGUUGGUUUCACUUGUGAAACAUUCAGCAACAAUGAACAUUGUCAAAAAUUCUUUAUAAUGAUUAAUUAAUCCAAUUUUCGACAUGAAAUUAAAUAAAAAAAAAAGUAUUACUUUUUUUAUAAAUUUUUAUUGAAAAUUGAAUGAAUAAAACGAUUUAUUGAAAAUCGAACGAUUUUAGUAAUAAUUUAAAAUAUUUAAUUUUAUUAUUAUUAAUUUACAUAACCUAAUUUCUAAUUAUGUAUUUAUUUCAAUCAUAAACUAUCCAAUAUCAUCAAAGAAACGAAAAUUAUUCAUAGCAACAUACUCGUAGAAACAUCAUAUCCUUAAACAAUAUUUGUGAAUGUUACAAUAAAUCUACAAUAUAAUUGAUUUAUCUUUUUAUCAUUUUAAUUCGCAGGUUCAUGGACUAUUGAAGGAAACUUUAGAUACAUGUAAUAAGUUUUUGUGCUGUAGAAUACAUUGCUAAAUUAAACAAUGUGUAAUGAUAAAAAGAAGAAAUAAAAACAACGAUGAAGAAACAAAGGAUAGAAUGUCUCGACAUAGCGGAACAAAUCUUUGACAGGAAGAUCUCUUCCGUUAACAUCAACUUUGUAGUUACCGCUCGGUAUUUUACAGUUAGCCUCGUGGACCACUUUAAUUUCUUUAACAAUCAUAUUUCAAAUCACUUUAUCUACAUAUUAAAAUUAAUGUUCUACUGUCAGAUGUAUACAAAAAAAAUAAAAAUUAUAUUAUUAAUGUUGAAUUUAUAUCAUCAAUCAUUAAUUAUACGGCAAUAUAUUUAUGAUCUACUGUAUAUGCAAACGAAUCCAAGAUUAAUAAUUUCAUUUAUUCAUAUUUUUUAUGACAAAAUCUAAUAAUAAAAGUUUAAGCGCAUUGUUAAUAUAUAAUUUAAUAAUUAUAUUUAAUUUGAUAAAA
Apis cerana (Asiatic honeybee) is the source of this 8997-nucleotide messenger RNA. Its product is annotated as ELKS/Rab6-interacting/CAST family member 1. NCBI's taxonomy places the organism in Eukaryota, Metazoa, Arthropoda, Insecta, Hymenoptera, Apidae. The record is from RefSeq and is a predicted model, not a curated record.